Zygosaccharomyces rouxii is the source of this 606-nucleotide messenger RNA. RefSeq names its product Emp24p (gene EMP24). NCBI's taxonomy places the organism in Eukaryota, Fungi, Ascomycota, Saccharomycetes, Saccharomycetales, Saccharomycetaceae. The transcript has a single exon. Bases 1 to 606 code for a protein of 201 amino acids. Gene Ontology annotation, biological process: endoplasmic reticulum to Golgi vesicle-mediated transport; protein retention in ER lumen; Golgi organization. The record is from RefSeq and is a predicted model, not a curated record. Gene Ontology annotation, cellular component: Golgi apparatus; endoplasmic reticulum; endoplasmic reticulum-Golgi intermediate compartment.
AUGAUUGCACUGCAAUUCGUUGUAACGUUUCUAUUAGCAUUAACGGUUUCUGCGCAUAACGUCGCUUUACCACCAUAUGGUCGAAGAUGCUUUUUCGAGGAUUUAAACAAAGGUGAUGAAAUUUCAAUUUCAUUCCAAUUUGGUGAUAGGGACCCUCAAUCAUCAACACAGUUAACUGGUGAUUUUUUCCUCUAUGAUUCGAAUGGUAAAGACGUCUUAAAGGCUAGUAGAGAUGUUUCUUAUGGUGACGCAACUAUAAAUGCACCAACAAAGGGUAGAUAUUCAUACUGUUUUUCAAAUGAAAAUUCCAAUUCUCAGACAAAAGAUGUUACUUUCAACGUCCAUGGUGUUGUUUGGAUUGAUUUAGAUGAUCCAAAUUCUGAUACUUUAGAUAGCGCUGUUAGAAAAUUAUCAAAAUUGAUUAAAGAGGUGGAGGAUGAACAAAGUUAUAUUGUAAUUAGAGAAAGGACGCACAGAAACACUGCAGAAUCAACAAAUGAUCGUGUCAAAUGGUGGUCAGUCUUUCAACUAGGUGUCGUUGCUAUCAACUCUUUAUUUCAAAUAUACUAUUUGAAAAGAUUCUUCGAAGUUACCUCGAUGGUCUAA